This is a messenger RNA of Stegastes partitus (bicolor damselfish), 1194 nucleotides long. RefSeq names its product otolith matrix protein (gene otomp). The transcript is spliced from 9 exons. Gene Ontology annotation, cellular component: plasma membrane; recycling endosome; early endosome. Gene Ontology annotation, biological process: iron ion transport. The coding region runs from base 1 to 1194 and encodes 397 amino acids. NCBI's taxonomy places the organism in Eukaryota, Metazoa, Chordata, Actinopteri, Pomacentridae. The record is from RefSeq and is a predicted model, not a curated record.
AUGGAUUGUCCUGAGAGGAGAUUGCAUGUAGCUUUCCUCCUUUUUCUGCAUCUUCUGCUUGUCAGCUGUGUCUCCAAUCAAAAAAGUACAGUCUCCUGGUGUGUGCUGUCUGACGCCGAGGAGCAGAAGUGCUUGGAUUUGGCCGGGAAUGCUACAGCCCGCAACGUAAGAGGAACGUUGCAAUGCGUCCGUGGCCUGAACACCAGGGACUGUAUGGAUAAAAUCAAGAAUGGGACAGCAGAUGCAGCCUCUAUGUUUGGAGACGACAUCUAUGCUGCUGGUUUCUGCCAUGGGCUGGAACUUGCUGCAGGAGAGUCCCACAACGGUGUCGAUGGCAUCAGCUACUACGUGGUGGCGAUGGCUCGUCGAUCCUCGUCAGAUCUUUCGCUGCUGGAGAUGCACGAACGCAGCUCCUGUCACCCGGGAAUACGCACCACAGUGGGGUGGACUGUCCCCAUAGGCUACUUGGUAAACACGUCCCAAAUCAGCGUAGGAGAGCAGUGCAACUUCCCCAGAGUGGUGGGGAACUUCUUCGGGUACAGCUGUGUGCCAGGUGUGAAGGACCCCCAGCACGAUCCCAGAGGCAACAACCCCAAGAACCUGUGCGAAGCCUGCAUAGGAGACGAGAAUGACAGACACAUCUGUGCCAACAACCACAGAGAGAGGCACUACGGAGAGGCCGGAGCACUGAGGUGCGUGGCUGAGAACCUCGGCGACGUGGCUUUCGUCAAACACACGACAGUCUUUGACAAUCUGGAUGGUAAGAAUCAGGAGUCCUGGGCCCUGGAUCUGGAGCUGGAGGACCUCAAGCUGCUGUGUCCAGAUGGAACUGAGGCGGGUCUGGACGAGUAUGUGCGGUGCCAUCUGGCAGCAGUCCCUGCAAACGCUGUGGUGGUGCGCAUGGAGGAUAAGUGCCGCGUCUGGAAAUACCUGGAACGUUUACAGAAUGUGUUUGGCAACGCCACCGAGGGCUUCAGCCUGUUCAGCUCAGCAGGCUACGGCCAAUCCGAUCUGCUCUUCAGCGAUGCCACCCACCACCUGCAGAGAGUUCUGGGUAGCUACACCUCUUGGCUGGGCCCCACUUACACCACCAUCCUGCAGGCCUUCGAGUGUGAGGACUCGGGUGACGGCGCGGACGGGAGACGAUUUGACCGGAGGUUGGGAGGCGAGAGCGACGGAGAAGAGGAGGGAUGA